CUAGGAGACGGUGGACGCUCAAAGUGAACAGAAGUUUCCGGAAUUUACUGAAUAAAGUGCAUUGUGGAUAGGUAAUGGCAAAGUCACCGACUGAAACGAAAAUAUCUAUGCCUUCAUCUGGACGCUGGGACUGGAAUGAUGAAACACAAAGCCUAGAGUUCAUAAGUUACGCAACAUCUGUAGAGGUGAACGAGAAGACAAAGAAGAAAAAUACACCCACAUACCAAGAGCAUUUAAGAAAGCAUCUGGAGAAGUGGCAAAAGAAUACUGUGGGACCUGCUCAAUUGGAUGCCUUCAAGGCUUCGAUUAAAUGCUCACAAAAGGAAUGUGUAACAAUUCAAGAUGUUAUAUUGGCAGCAGUCUCUUUGCUACAGGAGAAUGAGGCUUUGCCUAUUCCUCUGCAUUUUCUGUCUCUACUAAAGAGCCAAGAGCUGGAAAAGUUUCUAGCCAGCCUCCUGCUCUACUUUUCUUGUUACUUUGAAAGGAAAGCUCUUGAGGAAAGACCAAAGUCCUUAAUGGCAGAGGAGAGUGUCACUGAAAGGCAGAUUAAUGUAGAAACAUGUGCUAAGGUGGAGCUGGCACAGAAACAACUUGCCUUUUGUUACUUCGGGAUGCUACAGGGGAAGGGUCUGUCUCAGGGGCACCAUAUGGCUCGUAACAGGAGCAGGGGGUUGUCCACUUACAGUGAAAUUCAACUAAAUGAGUGUCUCUACAGCUUUUGCACCUAUGCAGUGUGGGUGACCUUUGAGAGGCGGGACCUGAAGGGGAUUCAGGUUGAGAUUGGCCGCUUGUUCCGCUCAGAUACUUUUAACGUCGCCCGAAGGACUCAGGUGGAGGAAUCUGAGGAGGAACAGGAAGAUCAGGACCACAGAAAACCAGCACUGAAUGACAGGAAGUCUAAACGGCGCCCGGGCCUGAACAGUAUCAUAACCCAUCGUUCUCCUUUAAUUGUGUCUCUGCUGCCCACCCCAAGAGAAAAUGCCCCUCACCUGUUUGGUAGCUUCAGACAUCUUCAGCAGCGUUCAACUGAACAUAGUGAUUCAAAGGCUUUGAUGGAGGAACUGAACCAACAUCUAGCCACCCUAUGUUUUGGAAUUCUUGGUAAGCCUUUGAGCCAAUUCAGCUCUAUGACACUGAAUCCUCAGGGUGGUCAAAGUGAAGCAGAGAAGGACGAUGAUGAACAAGACGGCAAAAACAGCACCAUAGUGAAUGAUGACCCUCAUGUGCACAUAAGGAGUAGCAAAACAGACCAACGAUCGAUGACCACAACUACAGACAAACGUAGUAAUUUAAGCCGUGUUGACUUAGUCUCCAGAGCUACCACUGAGGGAGUGUACUCAGACACAGAAUGAAUGCAUCAACAUGGUUUCAUCAGUUGUCAUUUCAUUAAAACUACCUUUUGUUUGUUUGUG
Messenger RNA from Xyrauchen texanus (razorback sucker), 1412 nucleotides. RefSeq names its product protein phosphatase 1 regulatory subunit 36. The coding region runs from base 75 to 1352 and encodes 425 amino acids. Gene Ontology annotation, molecular function: phosphatase binding. The transcript is spliced from 11 exons. NCBI's taxonomy places the organism in Eukaryota, Metazoa, Chordata, Actinopteri, Cypriniformes, Catostomidae. Gene Ontology annotation, biological process: negative regulation of phosphatase activity. The record is from RefSeq and is a predicted model, not a curated record.